This is a messenger RNA of Rubroshorea leprosula, 3158 nucleotides long. NCBI's taxonomy places the organism in Eukaryota, Viridiplantae, Streptophyta, Magnoliopsida, Malvales, Dipterocarpaceae. The record is from the annotation of a GenBank genome assembly.
AAUAAAAAUAAGAAUAUUGUCCUUGCUCGGAAAAUUCUUCAGAUAUAAACACAGAGAUAUAAAUAAUUGGUAUUUUGAUUUUUUGGGUUUGUCUAGGGUUUGGAAAAAUGUCAUCGGUUGAAUUUCUCCGGCCGACAGCAAUUCACAAUAGAGUCUGUUUGAAUUCAUAUUCUAAUCUCCUUUGUAAUUUCUGUGGUAUUCGAUAUAGAGUUGGUCACCUCAGCACCAACCGUUUUUUGUCCAAUUCAAUCUCUUUUUUGCCGAUUAACUUGUACAGAGACGCCACCGUAGCUCGGAACCACGAAAGAUUCAAUCUUUAUGGUGGGUUUUGGAGGAGAGGUGAGGUGGGAUUGAGGGAGAGCAGAAUUUUGGCUAGGUGUCAAGAUAGCGACUCCAAGACGAGCUCCAGCGAGAAGAGUGAGAGCGAAGGGCAGGCUGUGAAACAGAACCCGCCAAAUUCUGGGUCUUCGGGUAAUCAGAGGGGAGAGAAGAGCGGGAAAAGGGGGGUUUGGUGGUCCAAGGGGAAGAGAUGGCAGUGGCAGCCGAUAGUUCAGGCUCAGGAAAUUGGAGUUUUGCUUUUGCAGUUGGGUAUUGUUAUGUUUGUUAUGAGGUUGCUCAGACCCGGGAUUCCGCUACCCGGUUCGGAGCCCAGAACUCCGACUACGUUUGUGAGUGUACCGUACAGUGAGUUUUUGAGCAAAAUUAACAAUAAUAAUGUGCAGAGAGUUGAGGUUGAUGGGGUACACAUCAUGUUCAAGUUGAAAGGUGAGGGUAACUCUCAAGAGGGUGAAGUUGGGCUUAGUAAGUUGCAAGACUCAGAGUCCUUGUUGAGAAGCGUGGCACCCACCAAGAGGAUUGUGUAUACUACCACGAGGCCCAGUGAUAUAAAGACUCCAUACGAGAAGAUGCUGGAGAAUGAUGUUGAGUUUGGUUCACCGGAUAAGCGGUCUGGUGGAUUCUUGAACUCUGCUUUGAUAGCUUUGUUUUAUGUUGCUGUCCUGGCUGGGCUUCUCCACCGUUUCCCUGUGAACUUUUCUCAGCAUACAGCUGGUCAGAUUAGGAACCGCAAAUCUGCGGGUUCUGGUGGUGCAAAAGUGUCCGAACAGGGAGAAACAAUUACUUUUUCUGAUGUUGCUGGUGUUGAUGAGGCCAAGGAAGAGCUUGAAGAAAUUGUGGAGUUUCUUAGGAAUCCAGAUAGGUAUAUUCGACUUGGUGCCCGUCCUCCCCGAGGAGUUCUCCUGGUUGGUCUUCCUGGGACAGGAAAGACUCUCCUAGCAAAGGCAGUUGCUGGUGAAGCUGAAGUGCCAUUUAUAAGUUGUUCUGCUAGUGAGUUCGUGGAAUUAUAUGUUGGUAUGGGCGCUUCCCGAGUCAGAGAUCUCUUUGCACGAGCAAAGAAGGAGGCACCAUCAAUAAUUUUUAUUGAUGAGAUAGAUGCUGUGGCAAAAAGCCGUGAUGGUAAGUUUCGCAUUGUUAGUAAUGAUGAACGAGAGCAGACUUUGAACCAGUUGCUCACUGAAAUGGAUGGAUUUGACAGCAAUUCUGCUGUAAUUGUUCUUGGAGCUACAAACCGUUCUGAUGUCUUAGAUCCUGCCCUUCGCCGUCCUGGAAGAUUUGAUCGAGUUGUUAUGGUAGAGACACCUGAUAGGAUUGGGAGAGAAGCUAUUUUGAAAGUACAUGUUUCUAAGAAAGAGCUCCCUUUAGGAGAGGAUGUUGACAUUGGUGACAUUGCCUCCAUGACCACUGGCUUUACUGGGGCAGACCUUGCAAAUCUCGUAAAUGAAGCUGCUUUGCUUGCUGGAAGAAAGAACAAAGUUGUUGUGGAAAGAACUGAUUUCAAAAAAGCAGUAGAGCGAUCAAUAGCUGGAAUAGAGAAGAAAACUGCCAAGUUGCAAGGAAGUGAGAAGGCUGUUGUUGCAAGGCAUGAAGCUGGGCAUGCAGUGGUAGGCACAGCUGUUGCAAAUCUUCUGCCUGGACAGCCACGUGUUGAGAAGCUGAGCAUAUUGCCAAGGUCAGGAGGAGCACUUGGCUUUACUUAUACUCCUCCCACAAAUGAGGAUAGAUAUUUGCUCUUCAUUGAUGAGUUACGUGGCCGUCUUGUUACUCUUCUUGGGGGGCGUGCAGCAGAAGAAGUUGUUUAUUCAGGGCGUGUUUCUACUGGUGCACUUGAUGAUAUACGGCGAGCAACUGACAUGGCAUACAAAGCAGUAGCUGAAUAUGGUCUUAAUCAAACAAUAGGUCCUGUGUCUCUGUCUACCAUUUCUGGUGGAGGGAUGGAAGAGUCUGGGGGAGCUGUUCCAUGGGGAAGAGAUCAGGGGCAUCUUGUUGAUCUUGUUCAAAGAGAGGUGAAAGCACUGUUGCAAUCUGCCCUUGAUGUAGCACUUUUGGUUGUACGGGCUAAUCCAACUGUUUUGGAGGGGCUUGGUGCCCAUCUUGAAGAAAAUGAGAAAGUGGAAGGUGAAGAGUUACAAGAAUGGUUGAAAUUGGUUGUUGCACCAGAGGAACUUGCACUUUUUGUUAAGGGCAAGCAAGAGUCCCUCCUCCCACUGGAAGCCAGCUCUGGGUGAAGAAAGGCACAGCAUUACUUGUCGACAUUAAGCAUGAUGUUGGUUAGGAAAAGCUCAGCGUGCCACAUUUCAUCCAAUAAGGACAUGCUUGGCGGGUGCCCUUAGCACAUUCAUGCAUCUAUGUAUAUUUCAGAAAGGUAAAUUUCAGCUUCAUUUCUAACAGAAGAGGUCUGUUUGUUGUUUUAUCUCACAUCCUCCAAAACCACAGAAAGAAAUGGCAACACAUGGAAGAUUUAUUUCCCUGAGAGCUGUAGAAAUUGUCUCACCAUCUUGAUAUUAUGUUUAAUAACUAAUAAGUGCGGGUUAGCCUGAAAUAUGUUGUACAUUGGUUUUAGUUCCAGUUAAAUACGGUCCCCAGCUGUUGGCAAGUGUAACUGAUAUGAGUAUCAUGCGAUUUUAUUCUGCGAAUAACAGAUUAUUUGUAUGUAUCUUGUUUGAGAAAAGUAGUGUUGAGAUCAAAAUUUGUACAUAUUUCUCAUUGUUGAGGAUCCAUUUUGAUCUCUGCUUGUUGACAUGGAGAUUGACUAGAGAAAAAUCUCAUUCUGUUGAAAAAGAAAGAACUUCCCCCUGUACUAAUAAUGCAUACAAAAGAAG